This is a messenger RNA of Pocillopora damicornis (cauliflower coral), 1029 nucleotides long. RefSeq names its product serine/arginine-rich splicing factor 6. Gene Ontology annotation, molecular function: mRNA binding. The record is from RefSeq and is a predicted model, not a curated record. Gene Ontology annotation, cellular component: cytoplasm; nucleus. NCBI's taxonomy places the organism in Eukaryota, Metazoa, Cnidaria, Anthozoa, Scleractinia, Pocilloporidae.
GUAAAUCCUAUCUUUGUUGCGUCCCUGAGCAAGAGCGCAUCAUGAGUAGAGACAGAGCCCCAAGAGUCUUUCUUGGUCGACUACCUCGAGACUGUAAGGAGAGAGACGUUGAGAAGUUUUUCCGUGGAUUCGGACGUAUACGAGAGAUUAAUUUAAAGAGUGGAUUUGGCUUUGUGGAAUUUGAUGACUACAAAGAUGCUGAUGAUGCUGUUUAUGAACUGAACCACAAGGAAUUCAUGGGAGAAAGAAUAACAGUGGAACAUGCCCGUCCAACAUCAAGGAGUGGAGGUGGUGGAGGUGGUGGUGGAGGAGGUGGUAGUGGUGGAGGAAGUGGGAUGAGAAGAGGUGGUGGAUUCAGGUUCCGAGACAGAUAUGGUGCACCUUAUAACACUGAAUUCAAGUUGACAGUGGAAAAUUUGUCCUCACGUGCAAGUUGGCAGGAUCUGAAAGAUUACAUGCGCCAAGCAGGGGAAGUGACCUUUACCCAGUGCCAUAGAGAUAGAAUAGGAGAGGGGGUUGUUGAAUUUGCCAGCCUUAAUGACAUGCAAAGGGCACUGAAACGUUUAGAUGGUACUGAGUUGCUGGGAAAGCGCAUAAGGCUGACAGAGAGAAACCGACCACGAAGAUCCCGCUCACUCUCACCACGGCGCCGAACAAGUAGGUCUAGGUCACGUUCGCCAAGGAGGUCACACUCACCUGCCACCAGAGGACGCCACUCGCGCUCUCCAUUGGCUCAACGUGGCCGCUCACUAUCACCACGCCCUAGUGGCAGUCCUGGAAGACGACUAUACUCAAGUUAAUUAAGGACUGGGUUGCUUUACAAAAAGUAUUCUCAUUAAUAUUGUGGUUGUUAGCUCUUGCUUCAAGUUCAGUCGCUGUUCAGCCCAAAUUAGCCGUUGAUGUUAUUUUAUCUUUUUAGAUUGUUGUUUUGAGUUCUCGUUGUGAUAAGCAUUAGGGACAAUUCACUUAACUUUUUUCAGUCAAUCAUUUAAGUGUAUUGUGGUCAAAUAAAUUAGACAUGAUAAUUUU